Neomonachus schauinslandi (Hawaiian monk seal) is the source of this 11685-nucleotide messenger RNA. It is a transcript of the gene ALMS1, whose product is annotated as ALMS1 centrosome and basal body associated protein. Bases 1 to 11370 code for a protein of 3789 amino acids. Lineage: Eukaryota; Metazoa; Chordata; Mammalia; Carnivora; Phocidae. The transcript has 25 exons. Gene Ontology annotation, cellular component: centrosome; centriole; cytosol. The record is from RefSeq and is a predicted model, not a curated record. Gene Ontology annotation, biological process: regulation of centriole replication.
AUGGAGCCUGAAGACCUACCGUGGCCCGGCGAGCUCGAGGAGGAGGAGGAGGAGGAGGAGACGGAAGAGGCGGAGGAGCGGGCGAACCUGGACUCUGACGAGGUAGUGAUGGUGGAGGAGGUGGAGGAAGAGGAGAGGCGGGAGCUGGAUUCGGACUUUAACUACGAGAACCAGCCUCGGGAGCGUACGGACGAAGAGGACGACGAGGAGGCCAAGGCCUGGCUGCAGGCGCACCCCGAAGGUGCUUUGCCUCCGUCGUCGCUCUCGAGGCACCGCUACUCGGAGGACGAGCGGACCGGCCCGGAGAAGGUUGUUCCAUUGACCUGUCAUGUAUGGCAACAGCCACUAUAUCAAGGCAAUAGUCGGACACAGAUUUCUGAUACUACUGUGGUCUCUGUGGAAAAAACAGCUCGGUGGAGGUCUAAGGCUGAUCAGGGAACAGAAUCUUGGCAUUAUCUGCCUCAAGAAAUGGACUCUUCCCACACCUUGGAUAUAACCCAGACCAGGUUUAAUAUGAGAGAGGAAGGGACCGAAGUGACAGACUUCACCUCUGUGGAGGAAGGUAUAUUGACCCAACCAGAAAAUCAAGUAAAGGAAGCCAAGAGAGGUCUCUUAUGUUCGCCGCUGCUAGUCAUUCAAGACAACUUUGCUUCUCCUGAUUUGCCUUUGCUGACAUGUUUGACACAGGAUCAAGAGUUUGGGUCUGAUUCCUUAUUUCAACAGAGUGAACUAGAUUUUGCACCUCUGAGGGGAAUUCCUGGUAAGUCUGAAGAUACUGAAUGGUUUUCUCGACCGUCGGAAGUUAGUGAAGCUUUAUUCCAGGCAGCCGCAGAAGUAGCUUCCGACUUAGUUAACAGUUGCAUUAGUGUAUCUCAGCAUUCGCUUAUAGCUAGUACAGCUGAGUGUCAGCGCUCUUUUUUACCUUUUGAACAAGGGACUAAAGAAGAUACUAUUUCGUCUGAUACAGUUGAUGAACUGAAAACCCCCAAAGACUUCGAUAGUUAUGAUGCUCUUUGUUCCUAUAUGGCAUGGAAGACACAAGAAGUUCAGGAGCCAGAAACCAGUUUAGCUGAUAAAGGUCAAGUUUCUGUUUCAACCUCAUCUUACACAAGUGAUGACUACGUGACUCCUGAAGGAAGUGACAGUUUUGACGCUUCUUGUUCGCAUAUGCAGUAUUGGAAACAGAAAGAAGCUUCACACCAUCCAGAAACAUAUGUGAUCAAGGGCCUGCAGGGGAAGGCUGAAUCUGACACCUCUACUCUGGAUGAUGAUACUGAAUGCUGUAACCUAGAUGAAAAUGCUAUUGGGUGCAGUACAAGAGUUGCUGAUCUACAAAGAGAGCCAACCAUAGAGUUGGAGUAUCACUCUUCAGAUCUCAGGAUGUUGAGGGUAUCUCCUGACACUGUGCAAAAGACUCUCAAACAUGUAGCAGGAGGUACUUCUAAAGGAGGCAUAGCUGAAGUUAUUCAAUCCAGCUUGAAACCAGGCAUCACUGCUACUCCUGGAGAUUCAGAUACCGGAUCUCAUUUAUUCUUGUUCCCCGAGAACUUUCCUCAGUUGUAUUUAAGGUCUCCUCAAGAGAAUGCUGUUGGUCAACAUACUGAUACCCACAACCAACAGGCAUCGGUAGAUAGUGAUAUAAGUGAAGAGACUCUAAAAGUUUCAUCUGUUGGUGAGCGAGCUGACCAGAAGACUGGGAUAUCAACAGUACCCCCUAGUUUCUACUCACAAAGAGGGAAGCCCAGUAUUUUCUACCCACAGGCCUUGCCAGACAGUCAUCUAGCUGAAGAGGCUCUAAAAGUUUCAGCUGUUCUUGGUCCUACUGUCCAGAAGAGUGGCAUACCUACAGUCUUUCCAAGUUCCUACUCCCGUGGAGAGAACCAUAAUAUCUUCUACCAACAGGCCCUGCCAGACAGUCAUCUAACUGAAGAGGCUCUAAAAGUUUUGGCUAUUCCUGGUCCUGCUGACCAGAAGACUAGCAUACCUAUAGUCCUUCCAAGCUCCUACUCACAUGGAGAGAAGCGUAAUACCUUCUACCAACAGGCCUUGCCAGGCAGUCAUCUAACUGAAGAGACUCUAAAAUAUUCAGCUGUUCCUGGUUCUGCUGACCAGAAGACUAGCAUACCUACGGUCCUUCCAAGUUCCUACUCACAUGGAGAGACGCAUGUUACUUUCCACCCUCAGGCCUUGCCACACAGUCAUCUAACUGAAGAGGCUCUAAAAGUUUCGGGUGUUCCUCAUCCUACUGACCAGAAGACUAGCAUACAUACAGUCCCUCCAAGUUCCUACUCACGUGGAGAGAAGCAUAAUAUCUUCUACCCACAGGCCUUGCCAGACAGACAUCUAACUGAAGAGGCUCUAAAAGUUUCAACUGUUCCUGGACCUGCUGACCAAAAGACUAGCAUACCUACAGUCCUUCCAAGUUCCUACUCACGUGGAGAGAAGCAUAAUAUCUUCUACCCACAGGCCUUGCCAGACAGUCAUCUAACUGAAGAAACUCUGAAGAUUUCAGCUGUUCCUGUAUCUACUGACCAGAGGACUGAGAAAACAAUAGUACCUUCUACUUCAUAUUCACGAAGAGAGAAGCACAUUAUUUUCUCCCAGCAGCAGUUGUCAGAUGGUCAUCUAACUAAACAGGUUCUGAAAGUUUCAUUUGUUCCUGGACCAGCUGAUCAAAACACUGGGAUACCUACAUUAUCUUCACAUUCCUACUCACUUGGAGAAAAGCCCAGUAUCUUUUACCAACAGGUCUUGCCAGAUAGUCAUUUAAUUGAACAGACUCAGAAAGUUGCAGCUCUUCCUGGACCAGCUGAUCAGAAGAGUAGGAUACCUGCAGUAUCCUCUACUUCUUACUCACAUAGAGAGAGGCCCCAUAUUUUCUAUCAACAGACAUUGCCAGAAAGUCAUCUAACUGAACAGGCUUUAAAAUUUUCUGCUCCUGAAUCCACUGAGCAGAAGACUGGGAUACCAACGGUAACCUCUACUUCCUCCUCACACAGAGAGAAGUCCAGUAUUUUCUACCAAGAGGAGUUGCUGGAUAGUCAUCUAACUGAACAGGCUCAGAAUGUUCCAGCUGUUCCUGGACCAGCUGACCAGGAUACUGGGAUACCAAUAGUGCCCUCUAGGCCCUACUCUCGUGGAGAGAAGCCCAGUAUUUUCUGUCAGCAGGUCUCACCAGACAGUCAUCUAUCUGAAGAGACUCUGAUUUCAGUUGCUUCUGGACCAGCUGAAAAAAAGAGUGGGUUACUAUCAGAAGCUUCUAAUUUCUGCUCACAUAGAGAGAAGCACAAUGUUUUCUACCAAGAGGAGUUGCCAGACAGUUCUCUAACUGAACAGGCUCAGAAAGUUUCACCUGUUCCUGAACCUACUGACCAGAAGACCAAAAUAUCAACAGUAACUUCUACUUCUUACUCAGAUACAGAAAAGCCCUUUAUUUUCUACCCACAGGGCUUGCCAGACAGACAUCUACCUGAAGAAGCUCUAAAAGUUACAGCUGUUUCUGAACCAGCUGACCAGAAGACUGGAAUACCAGUAGUUCCCUCUACUUCCUCCUCACAUAGAGAGAAACCCAUUAUUUUCUACCCACAGGACUUGACAGACACUCAUCUCACUGAAGAGGCUCUGAAAGCUUCAGCCAUAUCUGGAUCAGCUGACUGCAAGACUGGAAUAUCAACAAUAUCCUCUACUUCCUACUCACCUAGAGAGAAGCCCAUUAUUUUUUCCCCUCAGGAGGCUCUGAAAGUUUCAGCUAUUCCUGGACCAGCUGACCAGAAGACUGGGUUACCAUCAGAACCUAGUUCCUACUCACCUAGAGAGAAGCCCAUCAUUUUCUACCCACAGGGCUUGACAGAUGACCACGUACCUCAGGAGGCUCUGAAAGUUUCAGCUAUUCCUGGACCAGUUGACCAGAAGAUUGGGUUGCCAUCAGAACCUUCUAGUUCUUACUCACACAGAGAGAAGUCUAACAUUUUUUACCAACAGGAGUUAUCAGGCAGUCAUCUAACUGAAGAGACUCUGAAAGUUUCAGCUGUUUCUGCAACAGGUGAUCAGAAGACUGGGAUACCUUCAAGUUCCUACUCACUUGGAGGGAAGCCCAUUAUUUUCUGUCAGCAGGCCUUAUCAGAUAAGCAUCUCACUGAAGAGGCUCUGAAUGUUUCAGCUUCUCCUGAACCAGCUGACCAGGAGACUGGGAUACCAACAGUACCUUCUGUUUCUUACUCUCAUAGAGAGAAGCCCAGUAUUUUGUACCAACAGCCCUUGUCAGACAAUCAGCUGCCUAUAGAAGCUCUGAAAAUUUCAGCUGUUUCUGGGCCAGGUGAUCAGAAGACCAGAAAACCAACAAUUACCUCGGCUUCUUACUCACAUAGAGAGAAGCCCAUCAUUUAUCAGCAAGAGUUGCCAGAUCUUACUCAAGCAGCUUUAAGUGUUUUCAGGGUUCCUGGACUAGGUGACCAGAAGACUGGAAUACCAGUAGUAACCUCUACUCCUUACUCACAUAGAGAGAAGCCCAUCAUUUCUUACCAGCAGGAGUUGCCAGAGCCUAAUGAAGGUGCUUUAAAAGUUUUAGGGGCUCCUGGGUCAGCUGACCAGAAGACUGGGAUACGAUUUGGGUCCUCUGCUUCCUAUUCACAUAGAGAGAGCCCCAUCUUUUCUUAUCAGAGGGAGUUGCCAGAUAUUACUGAAGAAACUCUGAAAGUUUCAGCUGUUUCUGGACCAGCUGACCAGAAGACUGGGAUACAUAUAAUUCCCUCUAGUUCCUACUCAUACAGAGAGAAGGACAGUAUUUUUUACCAGCAGGAGUUGCCAGAUGUUACUGAAGGAGCUUUAAAAAUUUUUGCUCUUCCUGGACCUGCUGAUCAGAAGACUGAGAUACCAACAGGAUCUUCUAGCUCUUACUCACAUAAAGAGAAACUCAAGACUUCACCUGUGAUUUUACCAGAUGACCAGAAGACUGAGUUACUAACAACUCCCCUUAGUUCCUACUCACAAAGAGAAAAGCCCAAAAUUCCAGCUGUGAUUGGACCAGAUAACCAGACGACUCCGUUACUGACAGUUCUUCAUAACUCCUAUUCUCAGAGAGUGAAGCCCUUUCAACAGGAGCUGCCAGAUAGACAUCAUAGUGAGGAUAUUUUGAAAAUUUCACCUGUCUCUGAACCGACUGAUGUGAACUCUGGGAUACCAAUACCUCUUUCUAGUUCCUAUUCCCACAGAGAGAAAUCUAAUAUUUUCUACCCACAGGAAUUGCCAGACAAACAUCUAGCUGAAGAUGCACUGAAGGUUUCAACAAUUCCUGUACCAGCUGACCAGAAAAGUCUGUUACCAACAGUUCCUCCUAGUUCCUUUUCACACAGAGAGAAACCAAAUAUAUUCUGUCAACAGAAUUUUCCAGAUAGACAUAAAACGCAAGAUGCUCUGAUGUUCUCAAGGGGUGUUGGGCAAGUUGAUCAGAUUACUGGGUUAUCAACAGUUACCCCUGGUACUUAUUCACAUAGGGAGAAGCAGAAACUUGUUUCAGACCAUGUUCAAAUGCUAAUAGAUAAUUUGGAUUCUUCUAACUCCAGUGUUAUCUCAAACAGUGUACCUUUAAGUUCUCAGGCUGAUGGUAGAGUUGUAAUAAGUAAGCCAGAAUCUUCAGGUUUUGAAGAUGUUGGGUCUGAGGAAAAUCAAGAUACAAGCAGUGGUUCCAAAACUCUUAAAGAGAUUCGGACCCUUUUAAUGGAGGCAGAAAAUAUAGCACUGAAACGAUGCAAUUUUCCUGCUCCCCUGGUCCCUUUCAGAGAUGUUAGUGAUAUUUCAUUUAUACAAUCUAAGAAGGUGGUUUGCUUCAAAGAACCCCUCACAGCUGAUGAAUCUAAUGGUGAUUUGCCCCAAAGACAGCCAUUUACAGAGGAAAGCCCAAGCGACAAGUGCAUACAGAAGGAUAUUAGCACACAGACAAAUCUGAAAUGCCAGAGAGGCAUUGAGAAUUGGGAGUUUAUUAGUUCAACUACAGUUAGAAGUCCUCUACAGGAAGCAGAAAGCAAAGCCAGAGUGACAGUAGACGAAACCCUUCGGCAAUAUAGAGCAGACAAAUCUGUAAUGAGAUCUGAACCUGAAGGGUAUAGUGGAACCAUUGGGAAUAAAAUUGUUAUACCUAUGAUGACUAUCAUUAAAAGUGAUUCAAGUAGUGAUGCCAGUUCCUGCUCAUGGGACAGUAAUUCAUUGGAGUCAGUUUCUGAUGUUCUUCUAAACUUCAUUCCAUAUGCUUCACCCAAGACAAGCUUGACAGAUAGUAGAGAAGAAGAAGGUGUGUUGGAGAGUGAUGAUGCUGGUGGUAGCAGUGUAGAUUCACUGGCUGCACAUGUCAGAAACCUUCUGAAAUGUGAAUCCUCACUGAAUCAUGCUAAACAAAUACUCAGAAAUGCAGAGGAAGAGGAAUGUCGAGUACGAGCACGAGCCUGGAAUCUGAAAUUUAAUCUGGCUCAUGAAUGUGGCUACUCCAUUUCAGAAUUAAAUGAAGAUGAUAGGAGAAAAGUAGAAGAGAUCAAAGCAAAGUUGUUUGGUCAUGAGAGAACAGCUGACUUGUCCAAGGGUUUACGGAGUCCACGGGGAAUAGGAUACAAGCCAGAAGCUGUAUGUAGUCACAUUAUUAUUGAGAGCCAUGAAAAAGGAUGUUUCAGGACCCUAACUGCUGAACAACCACAAUUGGAUAGUCACCCUUGUGUUUUCAGAUCUGCUGACCCCUCAGAAAUGAUCAGAGGACAACGGAGUCCAUCAUCAUGGAGAACCAGACACAUCGACCUUUCCAAAUCACUAGACCAGAGUAACCCCCAUUUCAAAGUUUGGGAUUCCUUACAGUUACGAAGUCAUUCCCCAUUUCAAAACUUUACAACUGAUGACUUCAGAAUUAGCCAGGGUCUUCGAAUGCCAUUCCAUGAAAAGAUAGACCCUUGGCUGUCAGAAUUAGUAGAACCUGCUUGUGUGCCACCUGAAGAAAUGGAUUGUCAUUCUUCAUCACAAAUGCUGCCCCCAGAAUCCAUGAAAAAGUUUACUACUUCCAUCACUUUUUCAUCUCACCGACAUUCUAAAUGCUUUUCAGAUUCCUCUGUUCUUAAGGUUGGUGUUACUGAAGGUAGCCAGUGUACUGGAGCAUCUGUGGGGGUAUUUAAUUCUCAUUUCACUGAAGAGCAAAAUCCUCCCAGAGAUCUAGAACAGAGAACCUCAUCCCCUUCAUCAUUUAAAAUUGUUAGUCAUUCACCAGAUAAAGCUGUGACUAUUUUAGCAGAAAGUAGUAGGCAAAGCCAAAAAUUAUCUGUUGAACAUUCUCAGCAAGAAGAAAAACUCUUAGAAAGAUCAGAUUUUAAAGGCAGUGAUUCUGAGCCCAGUACCAGUGCAAAGUGUAGCAAUGUCAAGGAAGUUCAUUUUUCUGAUAACCAUACCUUCAUUAGCAUGAGCAGACCAAGUUCCACACUAGGAGUAAAAGAGAAGAAUGUAACUAUAACUCCAGAUCUUGCUUCGCACAUUAUUCUUGAACAACGAGAGCUCUUUGAACCAAGCAAAGCCUCACAUGCAGAUCACCAUGUGAGAAAAUACCAUUCUCCCCCUCCUCAACAUCAGGAUUAUGUAGCUCCAAACCUUCCUUGUCGCAUUUUUCUUGAAAAACGAGAACUCUUUGAACAAAGCAAAGCCCCACAUUUAGAUCAUCAGAUGAGAGAAAACCACUCUCCCUUUCCUCAAGGUCAGGAUUAUAUAGCUUCAGAUCUUCCUUCUUCCAUUUUUCUUGAACAACGUCAGCUCUUUGAACAAAGCAAAACCCCAGAUGUAGAUCACAUGGGAAAAUACCAUUCCCCUCUUCCUCCAGGUCAGGAUUAUGUAGUAGAAAAGAAUAACCAACAUAAGUUUAAAUCAUACAUUUCCAAUAUGAUAAAUGUUGAAGCCAAGUUCGAUAACGUGGUCUCCCACUCAGCCCCAAAUCAGUGUACAUUAGUAACAUCUGCAUCUACUCCACCCUCAAAUAGAAAAGCACUUUCCUGUGUUCGUAUAACUCUUUAUCCCAAGACUCCUUCCAAGUUGGAUAGUGGAACCUUAGAUAAAAGAUUUCACUCACUGGAUCCUGCUUCUAAAACAAGGAUGAAUAGUGAGUUUAACUCUGACCUACAGACUAUAUCUUCAAGAUCAUUGGAACCAACCUCCAAAUUAUUGAGCAGUAAACCUGUAGCACAGAAUCAAGAAUCUUUAGGUUUUCUAGGACCUAAAUCUUCACCGGACUUCCAAGUUGUACAGUCUCCUCUUCCAGAUAGUAAUACUAUUUCUCAGGACUUGAAAAACAUACUUUUUCAGAAUAGCCAGAUAGUAACCUCAAGGCAAACACAAGUGAACAUUUCAGAUUUGGAAGGAUAUUCCAGUCCAGAAGGGACUCCAGUAUCUGCAGAUCGACCAUCAGAGGUGAUUAAGACCCCAUUUUCUGCCUUCCCUGGAAGAUUGUCAUCUGAUGCAGUCACUCAGAUAACAACAGAAAGUCCAGGAAAAACCAUGUUUUCAUCUGAGAUUUUUAUUAAUGCUGAUGAUCGUGGACUUGAAAUUCCAGAGCCCAGUGCCCAGAAGCUGGGCAAAGUUCCUACCACAUUUGCUUCAUCAUCUUCAGUCCAACAGAUUACUCGUCCUCAUGGCACAGAUGCCCAACCUUCACUGUUGGCAUAUAAGCCUCCUGGUAGUACGAAGAUGUACUAUGUUCCGCAAUUAAAACAAAUUCCUUCAUCUCUGGAUUCCAGAUCAGAUACCACCAUUGAGAGCUCACACUCAGGAUCCAAUGAUGCCAUUGCUCCAGACUUCCCGGCGGAGGUGCUAGGCACGAGGGAUGAUGACCUACCAGUCACUGAUAACAUUAAACAUAAAGAGGGGAUCUACAGUAAGAGGGUGGUGGCUAAGCCAACCUCGCCAAUGGGGGGAAAACCCCCUCAGAAAGAUAAUGCAGAUGCCCAAGUUCAAGUUUCCAUCAUUGGGGAUGAAGACGUCUCAGAUAAAAACCAGAAAAAGGAGAUCUACAAUAAAAAGGCAGUGACUAAGGCUGCCCAACCUGAAGAAAAAGAAUCCUUGCAGAAAACCACUGAAGGUUCCAGUGGUGCUGCUGAUGCAGAGCACUCAGCUCGACUACAAGACCUAAAGACUGAAAGUCUACCAGACACUAAAGCCAUUAAACAGAAAGAGGAGAUCCAUAGUAAGAGGACAGUUCCUAAGGAAUCCUGGACAAAAGAAAAAGAAUCCUUGCAGAUAGAUAUUGCAGAGUCCAGAUGUCAUUCAGAAUUUGAAAAUACUACCCAUUCUGUCUUCAGGUCAGCCAAGUUUUACUUUCAUCAUCCAGUGCACCUACCAAGUGAUCAAGAUUUUUGCCAUGAAUCCUUAGGGAGGAGUGUAUUCAUGAGACAUUCUUGGAAAGAUGUCUUUCAGCAUCAUCCAGACAAACAAAGAGAACACACUCGUCUUCCUUCCCCUCAUCAAAACGUGGAAAAGCCAAAGGCAGAUUAUACCAGAAUAGAGAGCCUCAGUAUCAAUGUAAACUUGGAAAAUGAAGUGAUGCAUACUGCUAAAAGUCGGGCUAGAGAUUAUCCAAAAAGUGACAAACAAAUUAAUGAUCAAAAAAAGGAUCAUAAGGUCACCCCAGAGCCAACAGCUCAGCACACUGUGAGUUUGAAUGAACUCUGGAACAAGUAUCAGGAACGACAGAGGCAACAGAAACCUCCUGAGUUCAGUGACAGGAAAGAACUAUCCUUGGUGGAGCGACUUGAUCGUUUGGCUAAACUUCUUCAGAAUCCCAUCACAUACUCUCUCCGGACCUCUGAAAGCACACAGGAUGACAGCAGAGGGGAACGAGAUGUUAAGGAAUGGAGUGGUAGACAGCAACAGCAGAAAAACAAGCUUCAGAAAAAGAAGCGGUAUAAGAGCCUAGAGAAAUUCCAUAAAACUGCAGGAGAGCUUAAAAAAAGCAAGGUGCUUUCUACUCAUCAAGCUGGGAAACCCAAUCAGAUUAAAAUUGAACAGAUUAAAUUUGAUAAGUACAUCCUGAGAAAACAGCCAGGUUUUCAUUAUAAAAACAACACUUCUUCAGAUUCUAGACCCUCAGAGGAGAGUGAGCUGCUCACAGACACCCCCACCAACAUCGUUUCCACCACCACUUCUCCUGUGGAAUCAGAUAUAUUGACCCAAACAGAUAGAGAGGUGGCUUUGCAUGAGAGGAGCAGCUCUAUUUCUACCAUUGACACAGCCCGACUGAUCCAGGCUUUUGGCCAGGAAAGAGUUUGUCUGUCACCCAGGCGAAUUAAAUUAUACAGCAGCCUCACCGACCAUCAGAGGAGAUACUUUGAGAGGCGGAACAAGAAGAACAAGAAAGCAUUGAAUACGGGUCAUCCCCAAAUGACUUCUGAGCACACCAGAAGGAAACACAUCCAGGUGGCAAACCAUGUGAUUUCUUCUGAUUCUGUUUCAUCUUCUACCAGUAGUUUCUGUAGCUCAAGCUCUACCCUUGGCAACAAGCAAAAUGUACAAAUGUUAAACAAGAGCAUACAAGCAGGUAACUUGGAGAUUGUGAACGGUGUCAGAAAACACACUCGAGAUGUUGGGAUGACUUUCCCAACUCCAAGUUCUAGCGAGGCUAGAAUAGAAGAGGACAGUGAUGUGACUUCUUGGUCAGAAGAAAAAAUAGAAGAGAAAAGACUUCUCGCCAGCUAUCUUGGGGAUAAAAAGUUAAGGAAGAACAGGCACAGUUGCUGUGAAGGGGUUUCAUGGUUUGUUCCCGUGGAAAAUGUAAAGUCUGGUCCUAAGGAAAACCUGCCCAAGCAUCAUGGCCCUGGUAUCUGCUGGUUUGCACCAAUAACCAACACCAAACCGUGGAGGGAACCGCUGCGGGAACAGAACCGGCAGGGACAGCACGAGGACAACCGCGGGUCACUAGCAAGCCCAGGGAGAGGCCCACUGAAGCCGUUUGUGAGAGCAACCCUACAGGAAUCCCUUCAGUUUCACAGACCUGACUUCAUCUCCCGCUCUGGGGAGCGAAUAAAGCGUCUGAAGCUAAUAGUCCAGGAGAGGAAGCUGCAGAACAUUUUGCAGAGUGAGCGGGAGGCCCUGUUCAACACUGCGGGAGAGCAGCAGGGCUCCCGGGACCCCACGCGCCCGCUCCUGAAGAGAGGCUUCCUGGAUGCCCGGAAGAACAGGCCUGUUGGGAAGAAGGAAAUGAUUCAGAGGUCUAAACGGAUUUAUGAGCAGCUUCCAGAAGUUCAGAGAAAGAGAGACGAGGAGAAGAGGAGACUGGAAUAUAAGUCAUACCGGCUGCGAGCUCAGCUAUUCAAGAAGAAAGUGACCAAUCAGCUCUUGGGGAGAAAAGUACCCUGGAACUGAUACAAGAUUAUUUUCCUCACAGUCUUGGAAUUAUAUUUUAUCAACCUGAAGAAGCACAAUCCUUACUUUUAUGAGUCUGGUUUAAUAAAACUUAACUCUUUGUCUACGUUUAAUUUAGAAAUAGUAAGUCAGUAGUCUGAGGCAGAGUGGUGAUUAGGAUUAUUUAUGGUUUGGGAGCAAUACUUUCUCCACAGUGGCCUUGCCCACAGGAAUGUUUGUCACAAUGAUAUCAUUUCUGAAGUCUAGCCAUGAGUGAGUCCCUUUCUGUAUGUGUUUUUAUACUUUUAGAAAAUAAAUAACUUCUGAUUGAUUCAU